ACCGUCAGCUUCGUCGAGCUCGCCUGCGGCCGCGGGGCAAAUGGUGGACAACGGACGGCGGUGGAAGCGGGAUCGCCGGAUUAGAGCGCUAAGCGCGAUUAGUGACCUCGCGCUCGCCGCUUGGCCACCAAGCAAAGCACACGCACUGCCUCGGGACGCCGCGCACGCCCUCACUCACUCACUCCGCCCCAAACCCUAGCGACCCACCCCCUUCCUCCCUCCCCGGCGGCGGUCGAUCGGCCGCCCCGCCCGCCAUGUCCUCGCCGGCGCCGCACCUCGUCGACGAGAUCCUGGAGGAGAUCUUCCUCCGCCUGCCAACCCCGGCCGCGCUCGCCCGCGCCUCCACCGCCUGCCCUCGUUUCCGCCGCAUCGUCACCGGCCGCUCCUUUCUCCGCCACUAUCGCAAACGCCAUCCGCCGCCGCUCCUCGGAUUCGUCGACGAGAGCGGAUUCCACCCCGCCCAGGAACCCCACCCCUCCGCCCCGCUCGCCCGUGCCCUCGCCGACGCGGCCGAUUUCACCUACUCCUUCGUCCCCAAACACGGCGAGGGGCACGUGUGGGUCCCGUGCGACGCCCGGGAUGGCCGUGUCCUUCUCGAAGACGGGCAAUUUUGGGAGGACUUCAGAAACCUCGCGGUGUGUGAUCCAUUGUCACGGCGAUACGUGCUACUUCCACCCAUAUCGGAUGAGCUUGCUGCUGCCAGGGAAAAUCGCAAUGUUGAAAUCGUGCCCAUCCUAGCUCCCAUUGGCGAGGAGGACGAGGAUGAGACCUCGUUCAAGGUAAUAUGCUUUGCAGACUAUACAACCAAGCUGGUGACGUUUGUCUUCUCGUCCCUCACGGGGCAAUGGUGUAUAGCUGCAUCACCCAGCUGGAGUUCUUUGGGCACCGGCCGCCCCCAUGGGUUUCGCAACUUCUGCUCUUUAGGGUGCCGUGGCUUGUCAUGUUUUGACUACGUGCGCGGAUGCUUCACUCGGCGUCACCUUGGAUGGACAAGUUACUCAUGCUGGACAUUCGAAGAAUGGAAUUUUCUACAGUCAACGAUCGCACGGGCUACCAUAUGCAUCUCAGGUGUCUGCCUGGCCAGGCGGAUGAAGUUGUUGACAGAAACGAUAUGCCAUCCAGACGCCGGUCUGGCCAUACCAGAAGUCUUCCUCGCAUUGUAGUGGGCAAAGAAGGGACUAUUGAGAUGUUUUCUCUCGUUGGUGGUCACAGCCCAAAUAGCUCGUUUGGUCUCUAUCAUACAACUCAGCAAAAUAACUCUGAAUCUCCCAAGGAAUGGCAGCUAGAGAAUAUUAUACAGUUGCCUGGCCAGUAUCAUUAUUUCACCUUGGGCGCGGCUGAGGGAUUCUUAUUCCUUGGAGCCACUACAGAAGAUCAGCUGGACAUUGACGAAGACUCGCCGGUGUGGUUGUCAAGGACUGAUUGGGAUGUAGACUAUUUUUCUCUGGAUGUCAAGACUUCUGAACUUGUAAAGGUUUGUAGGAGGAAGAAGAAAUUCUUCCAUUAUGAAAAUGUUUAUUGGUACUUUGGCUUCCCUCCGUCGUUAUCAAAGCCGACUAUUUGAAGUGGGAUGAACUCGCUUUCCUUUUGGGGUCUUCGGGUUGGGCCAUGCAUCUGAUGCCUUGGAGGAGAACUGGAGGAUGGACAAGUUGACGCCGAUAAUAUUCUGGCUAGAUAUAGUACUGGUGUGUUGGUGUUUGUCAUUAGGAAUUAACCAUCGUGUGCUUUCCUAUGUCGGUAUUAAGCUCAUCUAAGCAAGACAAUGUAAGCAAGCUGAAUAUGUAAGAGUCGAACUGUCCUUUUAUGUUGGCACAGUUGCUGUGGUAUACUGUGGUUGUGCGCUUUGCCACUCUACUUCCUGA
Triticum aestivum (bread wheat) is the source of this 1862-nucleotide messenger RNA. RefSeq lists its product as uncharacterized. The record is from RefSeq and is a predicted model, not a curated record. Bases 255 to 1163 code for a protein of 302 amino acids. Gene Ontology annotation, molecular function: protein binding. The transcript is spliced from 2 exons. Lineage: Eukaryota; Viridiplantae; Streptophyta; Magnoliopsida; Poales; Poaceae.